AAAUUUGGUUUUUAAAAAAAAUUCUAAAUUUUAGAGGUCAGAAGUUAGAUAUGCAAUAUUUCAAGAGAAUUGAAGUAAAAAAGAACUAUAAUAUUGAUUUUAAUAGACAUGAUAAAAAUGGUAUCAAGCAAAAAAUUUCAGCUAUUAAACGGAGCACUAACAAACAAUCAAAAACCAAUACUUCAACAAAAAAACGCUCUGUACAAACUUCUAAAAAAUCACAAAGAACAAUUGAAAGUAAUUUAGAUACAAAUGAUCUUACUUCAAAUACAAAAAGUAACAAUAAAUUAUUCAUGAUGCCAAUGAAAAAGUUAGAAUAUAAAGAAUGUAUGCUUUUAAUUGAAGAAAGGAAGGAAAAAUUAAGAGAAUUGCAGAUUGCUAACACAAUUAAAGAGCAUAAACAUGGACUUGAACAAGAAUAA
Messenger RNA from Racocetra fulgida, 422 nucleotides. The record is from the annotation of a GenBank genome assembly. NCBI's taxonomy places the organism in Eukaryota, Fungi, Glomeromycota, Glomeromycetes, Diversisporales, Gigasporaceae.